Molecule: messenger RNA, 2058 nt
Organism: Fimicolochytrium jonesii
Lineage: Eukaryota; Fungi; Chytridiomycota; Chytridiomycetes; Spizellomycetales; Powellomycetaceae
Product: armadillo-type protein
Exons: 2
Coding region: 1-2058 (685 amino acids)
Biological process (GO): mRNA splicing, via spliceosome
Cellular component (GO): catalytic step 2 spliceosome
Molecular function (GO): protein binding; RNA binding
Source: RefSeq, a predicted model, not a curated record
AUGGCAAGUUCAGUAUCGCCGUCGGCAAGCCCACCACGCCGCGGGCGAUCGCCAGAGGGCUCAGCUAAGAGCGAAAGGGGCUCCAAGUCUCCUUCACGCAGUCCCUCCGCCUCGCCCGGUCCUCGGCCUUCGUCUCGGUCACCCUCGCCAGAGUCAGAGUCAAAUUCCCAGGCGACCCAUGAAGAUCAAGAUGGUGCGAGGGUCCCGCUCGCCGCAGUCACGAAUACCAAUGGGUCCGCCGGACAAGUAAAGGAAAGUCGAAUUACAAAGCCAGACAACAUAAUAGGAAGAGCAGGAGGGGCAUACAUUCCUCCAGCACGGCUGCGUGCGAUGCAGGCGGCUAUAACGGACAAAAGCAGCCCAGAAUAUCAGCGCAUGACAUGGGAAGCUCUGAAGAAGUCUCUCAACGGUCUUAUCAACAAAGUCAACACAGCAAACAUCAAGAAUAUCGUGGUAGAAUUGUUUGGAGAGAAUCUCGUACGGGGUCGUGGGUUAUUAUGUCGAAGCAUCAUGAAGGCGCAGGCGGCUUCCCUGCCAUUCACGCCGGUGUAUGCAGCAUUGAUUGCUGUCAUCAACACCAAGUUCCCUCAGAUCGGCGAGCUUCUCCUCACCAGACUGGUACAGCAAUUCCGACGUGCAUACAAACGUAGCGACAAAGCUGUCUGUUUGGCGAACGCAAAGUUUCUGGCCCACCUGGUCAACCAAAAAGUUGCACACGAGAUCGUGGCAUUGCAGCUACUGACACUCUUGUUGGAACGACCAACCGAUGAUUCCGUCGAAGUGGCCGUCGGCUUCAUGCGAGACUGUGGAGCAUACCUCACGGAUGUGUCGCCGAAGGCUUGCAAUGGUGUCUUCGACCGGUUCCGAGCGAUCCUGCACGAGAGCACUAUCGAUAAGCGAACACAGUACAUGGUUGAAGUGCUCUUCCAAGUUCGUAAGGACAAGUUCAAGGACAAUCUCGCUGUUCCAGAGGAGCUGGAUCUUGUUGAUGAGGAUGACCAAAUGACACAUAUGGUUGGGUUGAGCGACGAAGAUCUGAACGUCGAGGAGGGGCUGAACGUUUUCAAGUUCGACACCAAUUACCUCGGGAGUGAAGAAAUCUAUCAACAAAUGAAGAAAGAGAUUUUAGGCGAAGGAUCAGACGAUGAAAGCGAUGACGAUGGGAGUGAGGAGGAGUCCGGAGAGGAGUCGGAAGAAGAGUCGGAAGCCAUUCAAAAAGCACAGGAACGAUUGCAGAUUCAGGACGAGACGAACACCAAUCUCAUCAACUUGCGCCGAGCGAUCUACCUCACGAUCAUGUCGAGUUUGAACUUCGAGGAGUGUGCUCACAAGCUGAUGAGGCUGAAGAUUCAGCCAGGACAGGAGUCGGAACUGGUGAACAUGAUCACUGAAUGUUGCGGGCAGGAACGGACGUACGUCAAUUUCUACGGUCUGCUGGGCGAACGGUUCUGCCGUAUCAACAAAGGAUGGUCGGACGCUUUCUGCGCAUCCUUCGAGGAAACAUAUAAGACCAUUCACCGUUACGAAACUAACCGUCUGCGUAACAUUGCGAAGUUCUUCGCUCACCUGCUCUCGUCGGACGCAUUGACCUGGGAAGUGUUCGCCCUGGUCCGUCUCACCGAGGCCGAUACCACCUCUUCGUCGCGUAUCUUCAUCAAAAUCCUCUUCCAAGAUCUCGUUGAAGCGUUCGGUUUGAAGAACCUGGAUAAUCGCCUCCGGGACCCCAGCAUGAUCGUUCAAGUCAAUACCCCUGGGGGAUAUGUUACACGUGGCGUCUUCGAAGGGCUGUUCCCGAAAGACAACCCGCGCAACACGCGUUUCGCCAUCAAUUACUUCACUAGUAUCGGGUUGGGAGGCCUCACCGAAGAUCUUCGUGAGUUCUUGAAGAACGCGCCAAAGCUCAUCAUGGCUCAGCAACAGGAAGUGGAAUCGGACAGCGAUAGCAGCACUAGUUCCGACUCGGACUCGGACUCCAGUGAGAGGAAUGGAAAACGGUACAGAAGCCCUUCCAGGUCCCCGUCCCGAGACCGCCGGGACUCGAAGUACCAGCGUAGAUAG